AGAUGAGGUUCCAAAAUGAACCAAAGCCACAGAUCUCAAAACUUAGUCACUCCAUUUCACAAUCCCCUCCUUAAAUUCAUCAACCAAUCGAACACUCCUCCUCCUCUUCUCUUCCUUCACCCAUUCAAUUCAACCCCACAGCAUAAAAUAUCUCACAAUCAGACAACAACGGCAGCAGAAACAUUGAUCUCUCUCGCCCUCUUCAACAUCAUAACUUCCCACGUAAACAAAACAAAGACACGAACUUCAAACAUCACCCCAGACUUCAAAGUCUUCAAUGGCUACUGCUUCAUUAAUCGAAUCAAGCCCAUUAAAAUGGAAAAAAGCCUUCCCUUUCCAACCACAACCACCUCUUUUGACCCCCAAUCACUACCCUUAUUUGAUUCCUCUAAAACCCCCUAAAUUUACCUCUAAAUGCAUCUCUCAACUCCCCAUCCUGAAUCCAAACUCGAAAAACAACAAUGGCCCUUUUCCAAUAUCACCUUCAAUUACAAAACCCAUAUCUCAAAAUCUCUCCAAACCUCCCACCUCUAAAAACCCACUCGAGAUUAUCUAUGAAACAAUGCUAAAAGCACUUGAUAUCCUCAAAAAACCUGCAAUCGCAGCGAUUUUGAUAGGGGUUUUGUUAUUACAUGAUCCUUACUCGGCAUUUGCUGCUUCUGGAGGUAGAAUUGGUGGGAAUUCCUUUUCACGGCGAUCGUCAUCUGAGUAUUCUUCGAGGAGUUAUUCAGUGCCUCGGGGUGGAAGUUCAGGGUUCUCGUAUUCCGUGCCUUACUAUGCUCCGUCGCCGUUCGGUGGUGGUGGUGUUUAUGUGGGGCCCGCGGUUGGGGUUGGGGUUGGUGCUGGGUCUAGUUUGUUUUUUAUAUUGGCAGGGUUUGCUGCAUUUAUGUUGGUUUCUGGGUUUCUUUCGGAUAGGAAUGAAGGCGGGGUGCUUACCGCUGCUGAGAAAACUUCUGUGCUUAAGCUUCAGGUUGGGUUGUUGGGGAUGGGGCGUUCACUUCAAAGGGACCUUAAUAGGAUCGCAGAAGUUGCAGAUACAUCCUCAUCAGAGGGUUUGAACUAUGUAUUGACAGAGACAUCACUAGCUUUGCUCCGGCAUCCUGAUUAUUGCAUCUCUGGCCAUUCAUUUGUGGACGUGAAGCGAAGUAUGGAGGAUGGUGAAAAACGUUUCAAUCAACUUUCUAUUGAAGAGCGUGGGAAAUUUGAUGAAGAGACACUAGUCAAUGUGAACAGCAUAAAAAGGCAAAGCACAAGCAGCAAAAGAUCUAAUGGAUUUAGCAAUGAGUAUAUAGUGAUAACUAUCUUGGUGGCUGCUGAAGGAGUAUAUAAACUACCAACCAUCAAUGGUAGCGGAGACUUAAAGGAAGCCUUGCAAAAGCUUGGUUCAAUAUCUGCCAGUAAAAUACUGGCAGUUGAGGUGUUGUGGACACCUCAGAAUGAAAAUGACACACUGUCAGAGAGGGAACUACUUGAAGAUUACCCACUUUUGAGGCCUCUAUAAGAGUUUAUAGCAGAAACUUGUAUUUUGCGUUGGGGUGGUGUAAUUACUUUGUAAAUUAGGUGGAAUUUAUAUAAAACAAGCCCAAGGUGUACAUAUCAUACUUGCCUGCUACUGAGUAAAUUUACCUGUGCUGAAUUUCUGAGCUUAUGAAGAGAUAGAUUAUGUUUCUUCUGAAA
Populus nigra (black poplar) is the source of this 1677-nucleotide messenger RNA. RefSeq lists its product as uncharacterized. Gene Ontology annotation, cellular component: chloroplast. The record is from RefSeq and is a predicted model, not a curated record. Lineage: Eukaryota; Viridiplantae; Streptophyta; Magnoliopsida; Malpighiales; Salicaceae. Bases 278 to 1501 code for a protein of 407 amino acids. The transcript has 6 exons.